GUUUCAGUCGAGUUUGGGGUCUCAGCGGCGACACACGAUCGCCACGACGCUACGACCAGAGCUGCCACAUACCGCCAGUGACGAUGACUAAUCCCCAGAUGAACCUCAGCGCUGCCAUUGUCGGCUGCCUGUGUUUGUGCCUGUGCCUCGGCCAGCUGCAGGCAGCGGCCAUUCUCUGUGGGUCGGAGGCCAAGUCUCUGGAGGAUUCGGAUUCGUAUUCGGAUUCGGGAACGACCCCAAAGCCCCCCAGCGAGGUCACAAAGUUCGUGCACAGCGUUCAGUGCACCUUGGAGAAGGCCAAGCCCUGGAUCGAGAACAUCGAGAAGGAGGCCAAGCUGCUGGAGGAGAAGGCCAGGGAUGUGACACGCUCGCUCCUCCAAAGGAUCACGCUCUUUGUCAAUGUCCUCACGCUGCCCAAGCCGCCCAAGGAUAACACCCAGAUGGACAAAGACCAGGACACCGAGAAGGACGGCAGCUCCACAAUCAGAUCCACCACUGAGGGAGUCACUUCCCCGAGCACUGGGCAAACCGAGGAAGCCACCACGACACCAGCUCCUCCCACACCCGCAAAUAUCGAGUGGCUGGGAGACGAUGCCAACGAGGUCGACAACGAGGUUCUUCACGGUAUGAAGCAGUAGUUUCUAUACCUAUACUAUACCUACUAUAUAAAAUAUGCAUUGGUUAAUAAAUUAUAAAAGUAGAUUAA
Messenger RNA from Drosophila miranda, 706 nucleotides. RefSeq lists its product as uncharacterized. The transcript has a single exon. The coding region runs from base 84 to 638 and encodes 184 amino acids. The record is from RefSeq and is a predicted model, not a curated record. NCBI's taxonomy places the organism in Eukaryota, Metazoa, Arthropoda, Insecta, Diptera, Drosophilidae.